AUGGUUCUGAAGGCUCUGAACUCUGUUGAGUUCGCGGACGCGAGCAAGUCCGCCGUCCUACAUCGUGAUCUCAAGAGCCAAUUCCUCCGUACUGUAGGUGGCGAGGGAAACUGCUAUGUCGUUGACGGCGGUCGGAAGCUUUUCGAUGCGUCCGGGGGCGCCGCCGUGGCAUGCCUCGGCCACAGUGACAAGCGAGUAGCUGAGGCUAUCAUCCGGCAGCUCAGCAACAUUGCCUACAGUCCCUCUACUUUCUUCACGACGCCGUCCUGGAGGCUCACAUGCUUGGCAGGAUCCGAAGCAAUGGAGGCGGCCAUGAAACUCUCCAGGCAGUAUUUCCUGGAGAAGAAGCCAGCAGAGCCACAAAGACAUCUUUACAUUGCCCGCCAGAGAUCGUAUCAUGGCACGACACUAGGCGCAUUAUCCAUGGGUGGCCAUGUCGCACGCCGAGCUAACUUCAAGCCCAUGCUCCUCGACAAUGUUGUGUCGCAUAUUUCCCCAUGCUUUGCGUACAGGGAUAAGUUGGCCGACGAAUCGGACGAGUCCUAUGUUGCAAAGCUCGCCAAGGAGCUCGAGGACGAGUUUAUUCGGGUUGGCCCUGGUAAUUCACACGGGCUGAUCUCUGGGUACGUUGAGGCACUGGGAUGUGUUCCGGCUGUUCCAGGCUAUUUUCAAGCAAUGAAAUCUGUGUGUGACCGAUACGGUGCGUUGCUCAUCAUGGAUGAAGUCAUGAGCGGCAUGGGCCGCAGUGGAACUCUCCACGCAUGGGAGGCCGAGGGUGUUGUGCCAGAUAUCCAGACCAUCGGCAAGGGUUUGGCUGGGGGCUAUCAGCCGAUAGCCGGCGUCCUCGUAAACAAGAGGGUGGUUGAGGUGCUAGAAAAGGGGACAAGUGCCUUUGUCCACGGACACACAUAUCAAGGACACCCUGUCGCGUGUGCGGCAGCCCUGGAAGUUCAACAGAUCAUCCAGUCAGACGGCCUGGUUGCCAAUGUGCAAAACAUGGGUCAACUCUUAUCUGGUCUUUUGAAAGAGAGUCUUAUGGACCAUCCAUACGUCGGAGACAUCCGUGGCAAGGGCCUCUUCUGGGGAAUCGAGUUUGUCCGCGACAAACAGACCAAGGUGCCAUGGCCUAGUGCAGCGCGAAUAGCAGCGAGUAUCAACGAGCUGGGGUUGACGGAACCAUACGGCAUUGUUGUUUACCCGGGCUCAGGAACAGCAGACGGUGUUCUCGGGGAUCACAUCAUUGUAGCGCCUCCAUAUACGGUGACAAGGGACGAGAUUGCAUUUGUCGCCGAAACGGUGACGCGGCUCGUCAACGAUUUUUUCUCGAAGCUGGCAAUUCAGGGGAUCUGA
Messenger RNA from Colletotrichum chrysophilum, 1350 nucleotides. RefSeq lists its product as uncharacterized. NCBI's taxonomy places the organism in Eukaryota, Fungi, Ascomycota, Sordariomycetes, Glomerellales, Glomerellaceae. Gene Ontology annotation, cellular component: cytosol. Gene Ontology annotation, molecular function: pyridoxal phosphate binding; transaminase activity. The record is from RefSeq and is a predicted model, not a curated record. The transcript is spliced from 4 exons. The coding region runs from base 1 to 1350 and encodes 449 amino acids.